Bombyx mandarina (wild silkworm) is the source of this 664-nucleotide messenger RNA. Its product is annotated as ferritin heavy chain-like. The record is from RefSeq and is a predicted model, not a curated record. Lineage: Eukaryota; Metazoa; Arthropoda; Insecta; Lepidoptera; Bombycidae.
UUGAAAUACAAUCUCAAUAUGUUCAUAAAUAGAUUAACUGUUUCUAAUAAACUAAAAUUAAUUAAGGUUAAAUUUUAUCCUCAAAAAAUUAUCAUAUACAACUACAGCAAUGUAAAAAAACAUACAGCUUGUAAAAUAGCAGAUUUGAUUAACAGACAAAUUCAGACUGAGCAGCAGGUAGCUCAACAUUACUUAAGUCUAGCAGUCACCUUUCUCAAUGUGAAGUCACUAUAUCAUGGGGCAGGUGGCUUUUUCAUGAAAAUGUAUUUUGAAGAGUUAGAUCAUAUGCAAGGUUUUAUAAAAUAUCAGUUAAUCAGAGGAAAUAUACCAAAUAUAUGUGGAAUUGAGAAACCAAAUUUACCUGAUAACCUUCCAUUAAUUGAAGCAUUUAGAUACAGUCUUAAAAUGGAAGAACAAGUUAACCAACUUUUAGAAGAGAUUGUAACAGAAGCCAAUGAUAUCAAAGAUUACCACUGUGCAGAUUUUGUUACCUCAGUAUAUUUGAGUGAACAAAUCCAAUCAAUUAAUGAAAUUAAUCAUUAUAUUAUCAAACUUUCAUCAUUUGGUGAUGAUAUACAUGCUAUCCACAACUUUGACACAAGCUUAAUUAAGCUGUUCCCCUUUAGUAAUCGCUUAAAUUUAUCCAAAACAAAACUAUAAAUUU